UAGAUGGGGGAAUGGAAGGGGAAGAAGGGGGGCCGGCCGGGUAGUUUUUCUGGGACUCUGUCGGCGGCGACUGUGGGGGGUCCGGGGCGCUGUAACCUGAAACCACCAGCCCCCAUCGGUAACGGAGGCGGCCGAGCAAAAAGGAAGCAGCUGCUGGAGCGGACGAUGAUCAGCAUGUCCUGGCUGCUCCCCCACAGCACGCUCUGACGAUAAGCAUGAACUCCUCCCUCAGUCAUGAAACGGGCUUGAGGAACCUUACGCUGCUGGAAGACGGGGCAGGCCGAGUGACGGAGUCCAUUGCAAUUAUUGUCAUUGCUAUUUUCAUCUGUUUUGGAAACCUGGUGAUUGUCCUCACCCUUUACAAGAAGUCGUACCUCCUCACAUUGAGCAACAAGUUUGUUUUCAGCUUGACUCUGUCCAACUUCCUUCUUUCUGUGUUGGUGCUUCCUUUCGUUGUGACCAGUUCCAUUAGGCGGGAAUGGAUCUUCGGAGUCGUUUGGUGCAACUUCUCCGCCCUGCUCUAUAUGCUCAUCAGCUCUGCCAGCAUGCUCACCCUUGGACUCAUUGCUAUAGACCGGUACUAUGCUGUCCUAUACCCAAUGGUUUAUCCCAUGAAGAUUACAGGCAACAGAGCAGUUGUUGCCAUUGUGUACGUGUGGCUCCAUUCGCUUAUUGGAUGUCUUCCUCCCCUCUUUGGCUGGUCUUCCUUAGAGUUUGAUCAGUUUAAGUGGAUGUGUGUAGCUGCAUGGCAUAAGGAGGCCGGUUACACUGCUUUCUGGCAGAUUUGGUGUGCCUUGCUGCCCUUCUUAGUCAUGAUGAUUUGCUAUGGAUUCAUAUUCCGCGUGGCUAGGAUUAAAGCGCGGAAGAUUCACUGUGGGAGUGUGGUCAUUGCAGAGGAAGAUACUCAAAGGAAUGGGAGAAAGAACUCUAGUACUUCUACUUCCUCUUCCGGUAGUCGAAGAAAUGCUUUCCAAGGGGUUGUUUAUUCUGCCAACCAGUGCAAAGCUUUGAUAACUAUCUUAGUUGUGAUUGGUGCUUUUGUCAUCACAUGGGGACCUUACAUGGUGGUGAUUACAUCCGAGGCACUUUGGGGGAAAAACAGCAUUUCCCCUGCUUUGGAGACACUAGCAACAUGGCUAUCUUUUACUAGCGCUAUUUGCCACCCUUUGAUUUAUGGACUCUGGAAUAAAACGGUACGCAAGGAAUUGCUGGGAAUGUGCUUCGGAGACAGGUACUACAGAGAGUCGUUUGUUCAACGUCAGAGGACAUCCAGAUUAUUUAGUAUUUCUAAUAGGAUCACAGACUUGGGACUAUCUCCACACCUCACUGCUCUCAUGGCAGGCGACCGGCCUUUAGGAAACAGUAGCAGCACAGGAGAUACAGGUUUCAGCUGCUCUCAGGAUUCAGGAACAGAUGUCAUGCUGCUCGAAGACUAUAGUUCUGAUGGGGUUCAUCACCCACACUCCAUUUAUCCUCAUCGAAGGAGGAGUUCUGUGACGUUUGAAGAUGAAGUGGAACAAACUAAAGAAGCUGCAAAGAAUUCUGUUCUUCAGGUCAAAGCUGAAGUUCAUAAAUCUCUAGAGAGUUAUGCAUCCAGUUUGGCCAAAGCUAUUGAAGCCGAUGUGAAGAUGACCUUGUUUGGAGGAGAUGCCUUACCUGGCUCUCUGUUUCCAAUACGGACAGUGGCGGGCAGCAAUGCAUGUGCACGGCGUGGUGGAAGGAGCCAUGUGGGCCAAAGACUACAGCUACAGAGUAUCGAGGAAGGGAACACUUAAAAUUGGUCCAAGCAAAAAGACAAAACCACUAAGGUUGAACUGUUGUUUUUAAAAAUGAAAACAAAAGACUCUGAAAAGCAGCCUCCACUGCUUUAGGAAAGGACUUCUGAAAAUACCAGAAGAUAUAUCUUCAGUAUUAGAAUUUGCAUGCAUAUGUAAAAUAUAACCGCACCCCUGCAGGGUAGGGUUAAGGCCACUACAGGCCAAUAAAUGGCUGCUCAGCAAGGAAAGCAAACUGAUUCCAGAAACUGGGAAAACUAGGAGCAGAAUUGGAGGGGGGUGCUGACAACUUGAAUGAUGACUACACAGUGUUUUCCUAUAUGGAGUGGCACAGAAUGCCAUGCAGGGUCCCCUUCCUGCCUGUUUCCUCUUUGCUCUAGGCACUGACAUAAAUUAAGAUACUGUAGCUCCUUUCUCCCCCCACCCACUUUGAUAGCUGUUACAAGUGCUUCUAGCGAAAGAUACAAUGAAACACAACAGUUGCCUUAAUAGACCAGAUGUGGUCUAAUAAAUCUUGUGUACAGCAGUGGGUUCAGUCCAAUAAAUCUAGUGUAAAGUAAUGGGCGAUGGCUGGUAUAUCAUACUGGAAAGGAAAUUGCUCAUCUCCCACCCACCCCACCCCUGCCCCCUUUGAUCAGCCUAGAUAGGAUCAAGGAUUAGGCUUGUGCCCGAAACGUUUCGGAGGCCAUUAUGAAGGCCUCUGAAACGUUUCAGCUCCGGGGGCCGUUUUGGCGCUUUGGCAACG
Messenger RNA from Hemicordylus capensis (graceful crag lizard), 2520 nucleotides. It is a transcript of the gene GPR161, whose product is annotated as G protein-coupled receptor 161. The transcript has 6 exons. Gene Ontology annotation, cellular component: membrane; recycling endosome. Gene Ontology annotation, biological process: G protein-coupled receptor signaling pathway. Lineage: Eukaryota; Metazoa; Chordata; Lepidosauria; Squamata; Cordylidae. The coding region runs from base 216 to 1775 and encodes 519 amino acids. Gene Ontology annotation, molecular function: G protein-coupled receptor activity. The record is from RefSeq and is a predicted model, not a curated record.